UCCAUGACUGCAUCUCUUUAUGUCACAGCGUCUGAACUCAGGAUUGUGCUGUUGGGGAGAAGUGAGAACAAAAAGAAGAAACUUGUUGAUUUUAUCGUCCAGUCUCAAGAUUUCCAAUCAAAACAAGUCACAGAUGUUGGGACUCAAAAAUCAUCAAAGUGUUUAGCGUCUGGAGAGUGGAGAGGGAAACCAGUAACAGUAGUGAACACACCAGACAUGUUCAGCUUAUCUGAGGAUCAAAUAAAAAGAGAGGUGGAUUGCUGUAUGAAGCUCUGUUCUCCAGGACCAAAUGUUCUGUUGCUGUUUGUGAACACGUCUAAUUUCUCUGAAGAGAACAGACAAAAGAUGAAGUUCAUCAUUAACCUAUUUGGGCAGGAUUCCCUCAAACAUUCAAUGGUCAUCAUGACACAUAGAAAUGACAUGAGCAUCAGUGAACUCCUGGAAGAUUGUGAGGGAAGACACCACUACCUGUUUGCAGAUAACAAGGAAUCCCUGAUGGAGAAGAUUGAAAAAACAGCAAAGAAACACAUACAAACCUCCAUGACUGAAGAGCAACAAAUUAAACCAGUCUUAAACCUGGUUCUGUUUGGGAGACAAGGAGCAGGGAAAACCUCAGCAGCCAAGGCCAUUUUAGGUCGGAGAGACAUUCGUUCAGUCUCCAAAUCACCAGAGUGUGUCCAGAAUCAAGGAGAGGUGUUUGGACGUCGGGUUUCCCUGGUGGAGCUGCCUGCCUUGGGUGGAAAACCUCCAGAGGAAGUGAUGGAGGAAUCACUCAACUGUGUCUCCCUCUGUGAACCUGAGGGCGUCCACGCCUUCGUCCUGGUCCUACCUGUGGCUCCACUCACGGAUGACGACAAGAAGGAGCUGCAAACCAUCCAGAACACGUUCAGCUCUCGAGUCAAUGACUUCACCAUGAUUCUGUUCACCGUGCAGUCCGAUCUCACCCAGCCAGGUGUUGUUAACUUUGUAGAAAAGAGCAAAGACAUCCAGGAGCUCCGUCAGAGCUGUGGAGAGAGAUCUCUCAUCUUCAACGUUAAGAGUAAUGAGCAGGUCCCAGAGCUGCUGGAUGCUGUUGAAAAUAUAAACCAACUCAAAAACAGUUACUCAGCAGACACAUUCAUGAAGGUCCAAAUAGAAAGAGUCGUACAAGAAGAGAGAGACAUCACUGCACUGAGAGCUGAAGUAAAGAAGCUGAAAGCAAAGAUGUAUGAUGAAGAGCAGCAGAGCUCAGACUCUCUCAGGAUUGUUCUGAUUGGGAAGACAGGCUGUGGAAAAAGCUCCUCAGGAAACACCAUUUUAGGAAGUAAAGCAUUUAAAGCUGAAUUAAAGCAAACUUCAGUCACCAAACGCUGUCAGAAAGAAGUGGGUGAAGUGGACGGUCGUGCUGUUGCUGUGGUCGACACUCCCGGUCUGUUUGACUCGACUCUGUCACAUGACGAGGUCAACGAGGAAAUGCUGAAGUGCAUCAGUCUUCUGUCUCCAGGACCCCACGUCUUCCUGGUGGUGGUGCCGAUCGGCAGAUUCACCCGCGACGACAAGGACACACUCAAACUCAUCAGGGAAGCUUUUGGGAAGAAUUCAGAACAGUUCACCAUCAUCCUUUUUACAAAUGGUGACGCAUUAGAACGUGAAGAAAAAUCUGUUGAAGAUUUCAUCAGAGAGGGCGAUGACUCGUUUCAGAAGCUGAUCAAUGACUGUGGAGGAAGGCACCACGUGUUCAAUAACAACGAUAAACAGAAUCGUGAACAGGUCAGAGAUCUGAUAAGAAAGGCUGAUGACAUGUUGAAGAGAAACAAAGGAAACUGCUACACCAAUGAGAUGCUGCAAGAAGCUGAAGCAGCGAUAAAGAAGGAGGUGGAGAGAAUCCUGCAGGAGAAAGAAGAAGAAAUACAGAGAGAAAAGGAAGAACUUAAACAAAAACAUGAAGAAGAAAUGCAAGAAAUGAAAAGAAAAAUGGAAGAAGAGAGAGAAAAAAUACAACAACAAACUGAGCUGAAACUCAAGGAAAUGAAGGAAAAUAUAAAUAAAGAGCAAGAAGAGAAAAAGAGGGAACAGAAAAAGAGGGAAGAGGAGAGGAGGAAUAGGGAACGUAGAGACGAAGAACAUCGCCAGAGUUUGAACAAACAGCUUGAAACAUUGGACAAACAAAUUCAGUCAGAAAAAGAGGAAAAGAAAAGAGAGUUGGAACAGGCCCGAGAAAAGAAGAAAAAACAAAAGGAGGAUUUUGAUAAAGAACGUAAAGAAUUGGUGGAAAAUCAAAAGAAAGAAGAUGAAGAGAGAAAACAGAAGGAGCAGAAACGACUGGAAGAACUCAAGGAACAAUAUAAGAAGGAAAAAGAAAUGAGUGAAAAGAAAAUGAAGGACGAGGAAAACAUCAGAAGAGAAAAGGAGGAAGAAGAAAAAAAACUGUUAAAAGAAAAACUAGAAGAUCUGCAGAAUAAGACUGAAGAGGAGGUCAGGAGAUUAGCUGAAGAGAAUAAUGAUUUCCAGAAAAAAUAUCAGAAGAACCUGGCAGGUCUGGAGGAAGCACACGAGAGGGAUCUAAGAGAAAUCAGUGAGCUGGCAGAGGCUGUUUCAAAUAACAGCCAAUAUCUGAUCAAAAUCAAAGAUUUACAGACGGAACAUGAGAGCCAAAUGAAAAAAGUAAAGGAGCAGGAAAAGGAGAAGCUGCAGAAAACCCAUGAAAGUAAAAAGAGUAAAAUGAUACAAGAGUUUCUUGAUGAGAUAAAGAAAAGUCAGAAGGAAUCCCGUCACCUGCCGGCGGGGUCUCGGCUGCAGGUGGCCCGGACAGACCUGGAACCGCGCAACUGCCAUCGUGGUCCAGUUUGCAACAGGACCGUGUCUGGACUUGUUUGUCCGGACUUGUUUGUCCCGGGCUUGUUUGUCCCGGACUUGUUUGUCCCGGACUUGUUUGUCCCGGACUUGUUUGUCCCGGACUUGUUUGUCCCGGACUUGUUUGUCCGGACUUCAGCGCCAUGCUUCGAUCGCGAGUUUAUGCUCCAGGUAAAUGCCAGCCAGGUGCAGACUGUUGGACUGUCACUGCUGCUCCUCACAGAACUUUCUAGAAGUUCCUCUCCAUCGCCUUCCACCCACACCUUCAACGUCUUCAUCUGA
This is a messenger RNA of Cololabis saira (Pacific saury), 3114 nucleotides long. RefSeq names its product GTPase IMAP family member 8-like. The record is from RefSeq and is a predicted model, not a curated record. Gene Ontology annotation, molecular function: GTP binding. NCBI's taxonomy places the organism in Eukaryota, Metazoa, Chordata, Actinopteri, Beloniformes, Belonidae. The coding region runs from base 4 to 3114 and encodes 1036 amino acids. The transcript has 5 exons.